GGGGCGCUGCGCGGCCGCCGCCAUCUGCGCCGCGGGGAGCUCGGCCGCUGCUGGCUGCGCGGCUCCCGAGCGAGGGGAAGGGCCCUGCGCCGGGCCUGAGGCGGCGGCCGGGCGGCGGCGCAGGGUCUGGCCGGCGCCAUGGGGAAGCGGGACAACCGGGUGGCUUACAUGAAUCCCAUAGCUAUGGCCAGAGCACGAGGUCCUGCCCAGAAUUCAGGACCAACCAUACAAGACUACUUGAACAGGCCAAGACCAACGUGGGAAGAAGUGAAAGAGCAACUGGAGAAGAAAAAGAAAGGAUCCAGGGCUUUGGCUGAGUUUGAAGAGAAGAUGAACGAGAACUGGAAGAAAGAACUGGAAAAACACAGAGAGAAAUUAAUGGGUGGCAAUGAGAGUUCCUCCAAAAAGAAAGAGAAAAAGAAAAAGGAAAAGAAGAAAUCUAAUAGGUUGUCUUCAUCUUCCUCUUCUUCAUCAAGUUCUGAUUCUUCCAGCAGUUCAUCUGAUUCAGAAGAUGAGGAUAAAAAGCAAGGGAAGAAAAGAAGGAAAAAGAAGUAUCGCUCCUCACGGAAAUCUUCAGCGAGCUCAUCUUCUGAAUCAGAGUCAGACAGCAAGGACAGCACAAAGAAGAAAAGGCCGAAGGAAGACUAUGAAAAAGAGAAGGAAGGCAAAAAUCACCGCAGGAAGAGGAAGAAAGCUGAUCGCGAUGGGCCCCUGUCAUCAGAGUCCUUCUCGGAGUCGGAUCAGGCAGAGGAGGUACAAGCAAAGAAGAAGAAAAACAACGAGGACAAAGAGAAAACAGACAAAACAAAAAAGAGGAAGAAGCACAAGAAACAUGGCAAAAAGAAGAAAAAGAAGAUUGCUGGUUCCAAUUCAGAUUCAGAGUAAUACUAACAACCCUCCCCCACCCAAGACUAUCAACAGAAGUGCAAUGACUAAAGGAAACUUAAACUGUGAAAUGGCAGCAAACUUUACCAAACUGCAUGAGGUUUUUUUCUCCUGUGUUUUAGAAAUAUUCCUAACCUUUCAGCAGCCAGCCAGGUGCAGCUGUGCUGGGCAAGACCAUUGUUAUUGCCUGCUGCUUAAUCCAUGAGGCACAGAUUCUAUACAUCUCCAGUAAGCAGUGUUAGAUGUUUGAAGUUAUAUGAGAUGGUAAGUCCAGCCGAGGUGUAAAAUGUUGGAAGAGUUAAACUUUUUAGCUAGUAAAAGUAGUCUUUUAAAGCAGUAGUAAUAGUCUUUCUCUGUAAAUCAGGACAAAUAAAAUCCCAACUUCAUCUUGCAGGUUUAAUAUUCUACAUUUACAAGCUGGUGUCUGCUUAGUGGCAUUUACAGAGUGGGAAAUUAGAGAGCAUUGAAAAUGCUGCCUUUGGUAGAAAUGUUUUCUCAUCUGCCCCCAUUUCCAUCUGCUUCUAAGAAGGGGAAAGCUCCCGUUCUGGCCAAGUGAAUAGGGUGCCUUUGCCUUUGAGCCCUGCAAAUCUCUGCUGGUUUUAAUCCCUGCAGCAUCUCCAAUUCCAGGGAAGCCAGAACUGUUGUCAGCAGGCUUUUGCUGAGUAUGCACUUCUGGCUUUUCGGAGCGUGUGCUUCUGCAUUAAGCAAGAGCAAUAACAUUUUGCAGUAUGACUGACAUUCAAAACCUGAAGAUUUUUUACCUCUGCUCCUUGGGAAAUAGCGAUAGAUCUUUGCUAGUAGGCAGGUGUUGUCUUGGUUCAGGUCUUUUUGGUUUAGUUGGAUGCUUUUGGCAAAUGCUGGUAGCUGGUUCAUUUGCAUCACCCCUCAGGCAGGUUCAUUUGCAUCGCCCCUUAGGCUGUUUCGUUUGCAUCGCCCCUCAGGCAGGUUCAUUUGCAUUGCCCCUCAGGCAGGUUUGUGUGCUAGGCAGGUUCUUUGCAUCACCUUUUUAGAAUCAUUUUGCAUGAUUUGUCCUCUUUCUAAGCGAAGGAUGUGCAGGUAACUGCUUGUUGUACCUAGCUCUAUGAAUUCCCUUCCACACGCAGGUUUCUCCUGUAUUUAGUUCCUUUUCUAGCUCAGUUCCUCGCUGUGUUGAAGUGCACACUUGCUGAAGAUAUUUAGCAUGUAAAAAGCAGGGUUUUGAUACCUUAAACAGCUUCAUAUUGAAGCUGAUUUUACUCUUAAGCAAGUUCAAUGGCAGACCUGUUACGUGGUGUCUCAUUAGAUUCAAAAGUCCGACAAAACUACUGCCAGAUUCUCAUUAAAGAUACUGUUUCAACA
Messenger RNA from Pogoniulus pusillus (Red-fronted tinkerbird), 2223 nucleotides. It is a transcript of the gene FAM133B, whose product is annotated as family with sequence similarity 133 member B. The coding region runs from base 139 to 885 and encodes 248 amino acids. The transcript is spliced from 11 exons. The record is from RefSeq and is a predicted model, not a curated record. Lineage: Eukaryota; Metazoa; Chordata; Aves; Piciformes; Lybiidae.